Molecule: messenger RNA, 509 nt
Organism: Parasteatoda tepidariorum (common house spider)
Lineage: Eukaryota; Metazoa; Arthropoda; Arachnida; Araneae; Theridiidae
Source: RefSeq, a predicted model, not a curated record
GUGAAAUCAUCACUCAGUAACUAUUUUUUUCCAGAUGGUUAAAAUCUUCGAAGAUUUGUAUCCGUUUCAACAUGCUAUAACUCAUGGAUAUGAAAGUAAGCAAGUCUCUGAUGUGAAGACUUGUGAUGAUGACGAGAAGACGCAAACAGAAAAUGACGUAGCUGUCAUAUUUGAAAAACUGAGCAGUACACAUGGAGCUGAUAAGGUAGCCGAAGAAGAAUUUCAUAAAGUGUUGGCUGAUAUUGACGUGAGCACAGUGUCGCCUCAUUUGCUUGAAUUUCUUGAAGACAGGAAAAAAGAAUGCCUGGAAGUGUUUCAGCAGUUUGACGAAAUAGUUGGUCUUUGCGAAGAGGUAGCGAAUAAAUAUAUUUGAAUCGCGAUCACACUGUUUAACAUGAAAAUUGUUUUUUAGAUGAAAAUAUUAAAAUAACGAAGUUGUAAUUUUUUUUGCUCGCAUCAAGCUAAAAUCCACGUUUUAUUAUUGUUACGCACAUUGUCACGGGAGAAAC